Zalophus californianus (California sea lion) is the source of this 5919-nucleotide messenger RNA. It is a transcript of the gene NEU3, whose product is annotated as neuraminidase 3. The transcript is spliced from 3 exons. The record is from RefSeq and is a predicted model, not a curated record. NCBI's taxonomy places the organism in Eukaryota, Metazoa, Chordata, Mammalia, Carnivora, Otariidae. The coding region runs from base 515 to 1831 and encodes 438 amino acids. Gene Ontology annotation, cellular component: lysosome; membrane; cytoplasm. Gene Ontology annotation, biological process: oligosaccharide catabolic process; ganglioside catabolic process. Gene Ontology annotation, molecular function: exo-alpha-sialidase activity.
GUGCGGGGCGGAGCCAGGGAGCUGCGCGGCCAGGGGGAACCGCGGUAGGCCCAGGGCCUGAACCAAACUCAGGGCUGCCCUGGAGCGGGUGGUGGUCGGAGAGGAACGGGCAGGUCCCGUGCCGCUUCUGGGGCGCUGCUAGAGGCGAAAGACAGCAAGGGCUGUCGCGGCUCGGCAACGAGGGGGCGGGGCCUCGGUUGCGUCCGUCCCACGGGGCGGGGCUGAGUCUGGGGAGCAGCCAACCGCAAGUCCAACGGCCGGUUGGCUGCGGCCUCCGCGUGCCCCGCCUCCGCUUCUCGGCCUGCUAGUCUGCGCGUCCGGGGACUGUCGGUCUCCCCGUCUCGCUUUGGGUUUUGUCGCCCUGUAGUUUUCGUGGCUUGCUUCCGAGUCCUCUGCAGUCUCUCUCUCCCUCCCCCUCCACUCCUGCCUCCGUCUCCCCAGCCUGGCUCAUUCUCCCGCGCUUCGGUGUCCGAGACCUGAGGGCUGCCCGGCGCCCAGCUCUGCCCGGAGAGAGAUGGAGGAGCGGGGGUCCCGCGCAGAGGUCAUGGAAGAAGUGACAUCGUGCUCCUUCAACAGCCCUCUGUUCCAGCAGGAAGACAAGAGAGGGGUCACCUACCGGAUCCCAGCCCUGCUCUACAUCCCCCGCACCCACACCUUCCUGGCCUUUGCAGAGAAGCGCUCCACGAGCAGGGAUGAGGAUGCUCUCCACCUGGUGCUGAGGCGAGGGUUGAGGACUGGGCACUCGGUACAGUGGGGACCCCUGAAGCCAUUGCUGGAAGCCACAUUACCUGGGCAUCGGACCAUGAACCCCUGUCCUGUGUGGGAGCAGAAGAGUGGCUGCGUAUACCUAUUCUUCAUCUGUGUGCGGGGCCAUGUCACCGAGCGUCAACAGGUCAUGUCAGGCAGGAACGCGGCCCGCCUCUGCUUCAUCUGCAGUCGGGACGCUGGCUGCUCAUGGAGCGAGGUGAGGGACCUGACUGAAGAGGUUAUUGGUGCAGAGGUGAAGCGUUGGGCCACAUUUGCUGUGGGCCCGGGUCAUGGCAUCCAGCUGCAGUCGGGGAGGCUGGUCAUCCCUGCAUAUGCCUACUACAUCCCCUACUGGUUCUUUUGCUUCCGGCUACCAUGUAAAGCCAAGCCUCAUUCCCUGAUGAUCUACAGUGAUGACCUAGGGGCCACAUGGCACCAUGGCGGGCUCAUUAAGCCCAUGGCAACAGUGGAGUGUGAAGUGGCAGAAGUGACCGGGAGGGCUGGCGACCCUGUGCUGUAUUGCAGCGCCCGGACACCAAACAGGUCCCGGGCUGAGGCUUUCAGCAUUAACCAUGGUGAAUGCUUUCAGAGGCCAGCCCUGAGCCCUCAGCUCUGUGAGCCCCCGCAUGGCUGCCAAGGCAGCGUGGUGAGUUUCCGGCCCAUGGAGAUCCUUCAAGUGUACCAGGACCCUAAUGGCAAAGAUGCUCCUACCGUUCAGCAGAGCCCUCUGCUGGACAGCGCAAUGAGGCUAGAGCAGGAAGCUGGAAUGCUGUCUGAAUCUUGGCUCUUGUACUCACACCCAACCAGUAAGAAGCGGAGGGUCAACUUAGGCAUCUACCUCAACCAGACCCCCUUGGGUGCUGCCUGCUGGUCCCGCCCCUGGAUCUUGCACUGCGGGCCCUGUGGCUACUCUGAUUUGGCUGCUUUGGAAAAGGAGGGCUUGUUUGGGUGUUUGUUUGAGUGUGGGACCAAGCGAGAGUGUGAGCAGAUUGCCUUCCGCCUGUUUACAGACCGAGAGAUCCUGAGCCACAUGAAUGAGGACUGCAGCAGCCCUGGUAAGAGCUCUGAGCCAACUGAAAACUAAAAAUUGGCUUAGAACCCAAUUUUCCUUAGAAAGGAAACCACAGAAGGCAACCACAGGAUGAUGGAGGCCAGGUUAAUAGAAGUUAUUGAAGUCUACAGAGAAUCUAAAAACUUAAUAUUCUGCUCUCCACCUCUUUUCACUUCUCCAAAGAGCAAAAGGAAAAUUGUGCUGUAGUUACUGCAGUGGGAAGAACUAUGUGUUGGGAAACCAUGAUGUGGUCCUAGUGGUGCCACUGGCUUGCUCUGGGAUCUUGGAUGUGUCCCCUGAACUCUCUGGGCCUCAGGUCGUCUCCAUCUGUAAAAUGAGAGGAUUGGCUCUGUGAUUUUUCUUCUUCCCAUUCCUAGGAAAGGCAGAGUGCUCACAUGCUCCAUGAUCAGCAAGUCCUGGCUUCAUGGGUCUUUGAUAGGACUCUGAUCUCUAAGUGGAAGUCAGAGGACUCAUCUUUUCCAGUGACUCACCACUCAUCCAGGUGUGAGGCCACAAACAGGUGUCCUGGCACAAAGGAAGAUCUGGAUGGUUUGUUCUGUUUUUAAUAACAAACACACCCUCACCCUUCUAAUCAGGCUCAGAACUCUGCAGGCUCUCUGUCCUUAGAGGAAUUGGGCAGAACAGCAGAAUCAUGAGGUCACCUACCUUCUCCAGCUUUGCAGCUCUGCUCAAUCUUCCCUUCCUCCUCCAGAACCCUUAUUUCCUAGGGAGAAAAUAAGAAAAAGCCAGUGGCCCUUGAUAAUGGUACUUACUGUUUCUGAGGGCAUUACUCCUAUGAAAGAUGACCCUGAAGUUCAUGUACUAGAAUGGUUCCUGUACUAGGAUUAGGACGUUAAAGCAUUGGCUAGAACUUUCCAUGGUCUCUGCCCUCAAAGAGCUCACAGUUUAUGGGGCUAGAAGUGGGAGAAAAUUCAAGAUAAUCAAUGCAGCUGGUUUGUAGAUGUUGGGCUUUAAGUUGGGGUUAUGGUAGCUCCUGAUGUCAUUGUCUUACUUGCAUCUUCAUUGUGCUUGGAGUCAGCUGUCCCAGGGCUUGGCCAGGCCACUGGGUUUUCCUCAGGUCUCUUUUUCUCAGAAUAUUGUUCUGGCCUAGCCACUGCUUUACUUAUUAGAAAGGUCUCUGGACCCCAGACCUCUGAAUCAGGCCUAUUUUUUUGUACCUACUACAAUCACUAUUUGUGAAGUAGGGGUGCCCCUUUGUUUGAUGGGUUUGGGGCUGAAAUUUGCCAGUGCUGGGUAUCUCAGAUGAUACUAGAUUGGUUGCUCUUAUUUUAGAAUCUUUCCCCCAUAGCCUGUUAUUGUAACAGAAAUUUGAUCAUGAAAGACUUGGUUUUUCUCCCUAUUUUAGGAGAAGAAAUACCUUUGACUUAUAUCAGAUAACUAAAUUUGGUGCUGAGUAAUGGCCCGGAGAGCGAGUCUUAGUUGUAGAAUAUAGCCCAGGAGGCUGGAGGCUGCAGUUGCACCUGUCAUAUGGGGGAGAGCCCUCCAGGAUGAAAGUAGGAGAUUAACUUCACAUACUUCUGCAUAAGGCUUAAGUCCAUGGUUUAGAGUGACUUUUUAAAAUUCCCUUAACCUCUCUUCCAUUUGUCAAAGUUAUCCACCCAGUACACAGUUAUGCUCACUCAUUCACUCAUUUAUACAUUUAUCUAAAUAUUCUUGAGAGCCUGUGCAUAAUGUAAGGUGCUUUCUAUUGCCAUUCCCUGGUUGAAAGGCAUCUGUGGCUCCAUUUGCCUGCUAGAGGCGGUCUGCAUUUAGUCUGGCAUGUAGGGCCUUCAGUUGUUGGGGGAGAUAAUGCAUACUCCUCUCUGCUGCCUUGUAUGAAGCCCACUGUCAGAGAAGACCCCUGUCAAGUGGGCAGUGGAGGGGGCGGCAGAGUUGGUGGUACAGGGAGGAACCGGGGAAGGGCAGCCCUCUCCUGAGUCCUAGAAGCUUCUUGUUCUGCAAAGCUUUCCCAAGCACCAUACUCCCAAAGAGAUAGGAACAGUGGGGAUGGCUUUCUUCUCCAACAAGGUCUAAAGGAUGAGGAGUAUGAAAAUAGCAAGACUUCCUUGGGGCCAUCCAAGAAGGGAGUCGGGGGAGGGCCCUCAGUCACAUGCCAGUGUGAACCACAGAUGUCCAGGACCAGCCCUCAAAAGAUGUCUUAUCCUUCUCCGAACUGCCAUUCCCUUUCUCCUUCCCCUUUGCUUUAUGUUUGCUUCUCCUUAGUGAUUAGCAGUGAAACUCUUAAUAGGCAGAGGGGCUGUGUGCAUCGUUCAGGACUAGCAAGCAAAGAGGAUUCGGGGACAGAGGUAAUGCCGAAUGAGGAUUAGGGAGAGGAACAGAGUGAGCAAUGGCAGCUAUGGAGAAAAAGAACAGCAGGGCGGGAAUCCCGGCGCCUUUAGGAAGAGAGAGAAACACGGCCCAGGUAAGAGACCUAGGCUGGAGAGGCUGCAGCGUAGGUGGUGGCUGCUGUGAAGAAGAAAUGACAACAGGCUGGAGCUGUUUCCUGACACGUGUGGGAAGGGCCAGAGGCCCGCACAGGCCAGCAAUUUAGGCUACAGAUACGUUCCUACCCAGCCCUGUCACCUGAAGCUGGCUUAACUUGUUCAUGUUCCGGGUGACCAACAGAGACAGCUGUAGGCACUCCUGACUUGUUUGUGCCAAUUCCUCAAGGUCUUCAGGGCCCUGGGACUGAUCCCAUGACACUGGUAUCCUAACUGAGCCCAUUCCAGGCCCUCUCAGGUUGGUAGAAUGAAAAAGAUGGGGUAAGUGAUGGCAGUUGUGAAGAAAAGAAGAAAAGCAGACUGGAGACCUCUAAUCUAGAGGCAUGGAGAGAGGCCUACAGAGGCUCUGGUCCCUUUGCUCCUACAUGCAACCCCCCCCCCCAUCUUUAGACCCUUAGAAUGGAUCCAUCCAGCACACAGGGUGCACCACUGGGAGAGCAAGAAAGCAUAGGUAGGGGCCUCCUGCUGCUGGUAGGUAUCCAGAUCCACCUCCCAUCCUUUCAACCUGCUGGGCCUGCUCAGGUUCCCAACCUCCUGAUGCCCUCACCCCUAGACCCCUACUGUUUACUUCAGGCCCUGGUUAUUUGGGUGCUUUACUUGGAUCUGUUUCUCCCGGUCACCAGUCUCCCCUCCUAUCCUUGGGAUAUCAUGCAACCGUAGGCAUAGAUGAGAGACAUUGCACCCUGUCUGUUGGGUACCCCAAGGGACCCACAGAGAUCAACCUAAGGCUGCCCCGCCUCCUCUCCAGGGCAGGAGGCUUCAAUACUUCUGCUUCAGCUUGCUCAGUCUUCUUCAGUAGGCUGUGUGUUUUCCCCACUGCAUCAGGCUGUAGGUGUCGUGUCCUCCCUUUCUGUGCUUCCACAGUGCCCAGUUAGGGCCUCCCUUUAGCCAUUACCACAGGGUGUGGUGUGUUAUUGUUGUCCGUCUUGUGCCUUCACGGCCUCUGCUAGGCUGUGAAUUGAGGGCCAAGUCUGUAUGAAUCCUCUCUCCAUCCCUUUUACCUCGAAUUACAAUGAUUUCUUUAUAAAUACAGGCUUUUCCUGUUGUGUUCUGAAUUCCCUGAAGGUAAGGACUGUGCCUGCUUCCUCUCACUGUCCUCUGCCCCCAGCACAAACUGGACAGCAGUACGGUUCUGCCCAAUGAAUCAAGGAGUCAAAGAUCCUUGGCCUUCGGGAGCUAAGUGAGAAGGCCAGAGCGAGCCCCACCCCGCAAAGGGAGGGGCAUGUUGCCUCCCUCUGUGAAUUGGAUAGCGUUCUAAACCCACUGAACACGCAUCCAAAAUGAGUCUUCUCUCUGCUGGCCUGCUUCCAGGACAGUCACAGGACUUCCUGGUAAAGAGCUUUUCUCUGGCUUCAGCUGAGUCCUGCCUGGGUGUCUCAGGAUCACAGCCCAAGCCCAAAGCCAAGCCUCGGUUUGGGUUUUCAUUUCAGUGGUAUCGCCCCUCUGUCCCUGAUAGGCGUUUGUGUAACUGCCCCUCCUCCAGGACUCCGGGGGUGACACCGUGGUUCAGUGUGUUCUGAGCAUGUCUUGGUUCUGUGAUACCAAGUUCCAGAAGUGCCCUCUGUACCAUAGAAACUACCAGGACUCUUGGUAACAAGGGAGAUGAAUAAAGAGCUUAAU